Messenger RNA from Capra hircus (goat), 3291 nucleotides. RefSeq lists its product as uncharacterized. Lineage: Eukaryota; Metazoa; Chordata; Mammalia; Artiodactyla; Bovidae. The record is from RefSeq and is a predicted model, not a curated record. The transcript is spliced from 6 exons. The coding region runs from base 307 to 1905 and encodes 532 amino acids. Gene Ontology annotation, molecular function: oxidoreductase activity, acting on metal ions.
UCAGAUGUAUCUAUGUAUUCUUAUUCAGAUGAUUUUCCCUUGUAGGUUAUUCCAAAAAGUUGAGUACACUUCCCGGUGCUGUUGUAGUAGGUCCUUGUUGGGCGUCUAUUUUCUGUGUAGUAAUGUGGCACGUCUUGUUUUGAUCUUGAGCACUUGCAAUCUGGGAAGGGGGCACCAAAGGUAUUUCAGGGAUAAAGGCAGUGUGGGAUUCAGUCAGGUCAGGCACAGUCAGAAAGACAUCACCUCCCUUUCCUAAAGAGCAUCUGGAUUGAAGCUGCUGUUCCUUGGGACGCAGGAGAGGGCAGGAUGGGGGUGCCCGCCGCCCUCACAGGCUGGGCCUGUGCCGCCCUCUGCCUGGUGCCCGGCUCCUCCGCCUUUUCCCACGGGGCUGGCGCGGCGGCCUGUGCGGACAUGCGACCCAAGCACAUUCCAGCCCGGACUCAGAGCCCCGGGACCCACCACAUCACCAUCCUCACCGGCAGCUCUUCCUACUCACCAGGUGCCACGGUUUCAGUGGCCGUGAGGAGCAGCCGUGAUUUCAUGGGCUUCCUACUCCAGGCCCGAAGAGUGUCUGAUCAUCAGAUAGCUGGCUCUUUUGUCUUCAUUCCUCCUCAUGCCAAACUGAUAACUUGCUUGGAAGAGGCUGACACAGUCACCCACGCGGACAAGUCCCGGAAGAGAAACCUGUCAUUCAAGUGGCAGGCCCCUGCCCAGCCCGUGGGGAACAUCAGGUUCUUUUUAUCUGUAGUCCAGUCAUAUUUCGUUUACUGGGUGAAGAUUGAAUCAUCUGUCGUGUCUCAACAGACACACAGUAGAGCCCAUUCGGACAGCCACGUGGAGCCUGGCUCGCCGAUGCCAGCCUCUGGGCAGAGGCUGGAGGACAUGGAAGGAACCAUCCCAGUGUCUCCGGGCCUCCACUUGGCCCCCAGUCUCCCCAUCACUCUGCUUCAGCAGCGCACAGAUGUCUCUGCUGCUGCUGUAACUGGAGCUGGAGAAGAGGACAGCUUAGGUCCUGCUCCUACCAGUGUUUGGGUGACAGAGUUCCUCAGGGCUGCAGAGACUCCAUUCCAAGCAUCUUCACACACAGCUGCUGCAGUCAGUGAUGGCCAUCACCCCAGCAGGGACAGCAGCCCCACCCUGGAACCAUCCCUGGAUGUCCGGGGUCUGGAGAGGCUUGUAGCCCUCAGGGACUUCUCCACAGAGAGCUUCGCUUCCGGCUUCAGCACCUGCCACAGGACUCAGAAUGAUCCAAGCUUUGAUUCACUAGAAACUUGUCUGCCCUCGGAUAGGGAUGAACAGGACAAGACGGAGGCCUCUAACAGGACAGUGAUGAGGCCUCCUUUGUACACUGUCCAUCUCCCCCACCCUCACCUCUGGUCCUCCGGGGCACUCACUGGACAUGGGGCCGGGGCAGCCCACCCAACUCCUGCCCUCCACACCUCUGCCACCUCCAGGCCCACCACCGCUGAUGGCCAGUUAGAGGCAUCCAGACCCUCUGCCAGCUUCCUGCCUCGGUCAAAGCACAAGGAGCGCAGAGUGGAGGAGGGCAGUGGAGCAGCUGGUGUGGGAGACCCCAGGAAGACCAACCCAAGACCUGAGCUCGGGCAGGAUGGAGCCAGGGCCCCGUGGGGGACCCAGCUCGGGACUCCGCAGCUGGGCCUCCUGCUCUGCCUCUUGGCCGUGCUGGGCGUGGCCAUGGUUGCUGGCCUUCGUCACCUGCACAUCCAAUAUUGCCGCAGGCAGAUGGAAGUGUCCCUUUGUGAGCCUGCCAGGGAUGUGGUUGCCACAGGUGACAAUGGUGAGAUCGUGUACGUCCGGAGAAUUGGAGACAACAGUUUUGUUUUGGUCGAAGAGGAAUGCAACUGGAUUGCUCCCUCUGUGAGCAGCAAGAAAACAGUCCUCUGAGAAAGUCGUGGUCCCCUUGCACCCUGUAGAGAGUCUCAGCCAGAACAGACCUACUGAGAAUAAUUGAUGAGGACAGCGAUCCACUGUGCACCCACCUCCCACCCCUGUCAGGGAGCAGUUAGUAGAGCACAAGGACAGUUUUUCAACAGAGGGAAUUCUUCCCCAGCUUUGUUGUCUUAACAUCUGUAAUUUAGCUGCCUUUUUUUUAGUUCUCGCAAUUAGACGUUCUGUUUGAAGACUUAAACCCAACACAAUGAAUAUUGUAUAACCUGCUCAUUAACUAGACUCCCGUGGCCGCCGCGCUUCCUCCAUUGCCUUAAGGAACCCGCAGAAAUAGAACUUCUGUCCCUCCUCAGCAUUGUCAGCCUCAUCACCUCUAACUCUUUGAAAAAAGUAGUAAGGGUGGAGUUGUGUCUCUUUCAGCCCUCCCUUUGCCUCGCCAAGCCACCCCCCAGAGAAGUCUUGUUUUUCCAAACUAGAGUUCAAAGUUGGCUCUGAUGUCGACUGGGUGAGUGCAAAGGUAUUUUGCCUUCCAGGAAACUCAGACAUGUGGCAAAUCUGCAGUGGAAAUUGGUCAAAGGCAAGGAAGAUUUUAGAGAGUUUGACUGCCACAUCGGUGGGGAAAUAUACAUGCAGCACGAAGCCUUAAACCCGAGAGAGGGGUAAGCAAACUGCCUCUUCUGGUGUAAAUGGAUCUGAGAUCUCCCAUCCAUUCACACUUGAUUAGAGACUAAAUAUCCCACCAACUAACAGACUUCUUGCCUUUGCCAUAGGUCAGGCUGAAAAAUAAAUGAUAAUACCAGUGCAGCUUUAAGAGCCUUUAUCUGUCUAAGAAAGCAUGAUGGACGGAGACCAUUGUGACUUUAUGAAGAUCACUCUGAUGUAGCAAGCGUUCCAUAGAUACCAAAUGGGUUUGAAUGUAACUCUUGAAUAUGGUCACCUAAUAUAACACAUGAGAAUUAGCUGCCUUUUCAGAGGUAAACCUACUACAGAGUCAAGGUCCAUUUUAAUGUGGAAACCAAAGCACUAUAAAUUUGGAAAUGAUAUUUCCUGAUUGAGUAGCUAAGUUGUGUAGGUUGUGCCAAGAACAGUACAUAUGUUGUCACAUUGAGCUCCUACAAUAACUUCAUGAGGAAGAAGUUCAGUAAUUUGCUGAAGAGAAAGAGACAUUCGUGACAUUGCAACUCAAUAACAAAAACAUUAAUAAAAUAAAACUCAGGUGUGUAGGAAAGGGCUGCUUCUGUGUUUCCAGCCUGUUAGCUCACUGGGCAUCAGCUCCGAGUCUAUCCUCCCAGAUUCUAGCGUAGGCACAUCUGUCCCUUGGCUUCAGGCAAGUACCUUAACGGGCACACGGAGACCUAGGGGCAUGUAAGCGUGCUUAGUCGC